UCAGUCCAAGGACAUUACUCUGCAGGGGAAGAGGCUGUGACUCGCGCAGUGAGCUGCGCGGACCGAGCCUGCCUCCAGCCCGCUGCCAGCCUGCCGGCCGCCGUGCGCUGGCUCUGUUAUUUAACCCAGCCCAGCCGGGAGGCCCCAGUGGAGGCAGCCUCCUGGCCCUGCGGUUGUACUCUCCGGGAAAGGAGGGUUGCCUGGGACAGAAUUGGCAAACUCCACCCUCUACUUGUUAUUUUGCUUAUUUUUCUUUGUGAACGCCUGUUAAUUUGUUAAACCAGAUCUAGUCCCAGAAUCUUUCUCCUCCCUUCCCCUCUCCUCCUUCUACCCUCCUCCCCACUCCAUCUCCUUAUACUUCCCCUUCUCCCUUCUAUCCUUCUGCAGGAGCCUCUCGCAGCGACGGAAAGUUGCAGUCCCUGGUACUGCUUUGAGGGUCUGCCAGCAGUGUCCAAUUGCCUCCACCCCUCUCCGACUUCUCCUUCACCCGCACCCUCGCUAAUUGCUGCCCGAUCGCCUGUGCCCAGGACGUCCCACCCAUGACGAUGCUCCUGGAUGGAGGCCCACAGUUCCCCGGGCUGGGAGUGGGAAGCUUCGGCGCGCCGCGCCACCACGAGAUGCCCAACCGCGAGCCGGCGGGCAUGGGGCUAAGUUCCUUCGGGGACUCGCCUCACGCUGCCGCCUCCGCUGCCUUCAAACUGAGCCCCGCUGCAGCUCAGGAUCUAUCUUCCAGCCAGAGCUCUGCGUUCACGCCACAGGGUUCGGGUUAUGCCAAUGCCCUGGGCCAUCACCACCACCACCAUCAUCAUCACCAUCACCACAUCAGCCAGGUGCCCAGCUAUGGCGGUGCCGCCUCCGCUGCCUUCAGUUCCACGCGCGACUUUCUGUUCCGUCAGCGCAGCUCCGGGCUCGGCGAGGCUGCCUCGGGUGGCGGGCAGCACACUCUCUUCGCGGGUUCGGCGAGUGGUCUGCACGCUUCAGCUGGCAUCCCUGAGCCCCCAAGCUACCUGAUCUUCCCCGGACUGCAUGAGCAGAGCACCGGGCACCUGUCGCCUACAGGGCACGUGGACAACAACCACGUCCACAUGGGGCUGCGCGGGGAGCUCUUUGGCCGUGCGGACCCGUACCGCACGGUAGCCAGCCCGCGCACGGACCCCUACACGGCCGGCGCACAGUUCCCUAACUACACCCCCAUGAACGUGAACGCGGGCGUGAACGUGGCAGCCCACCACGGACCUGGAGCCUUCUUCCGUUACAUGCGGCAGCCCAUCAAGCAGGAGCUGUCUUGCAAGUGGAUUGAGGAGGCACAGAUAAGCCGGCCCAAGAAGAGCUGCGACCGGACCUUCUGCACCAUGCAUGAGCUGGUAACACAUGUCACCAUGGAGCAUGUGGGGGGCCCGGAGCAGAACAACCACGUCUGCUACUGGGAGGAGUGCCCCCGCGAGGGCAAGUCCUUCAAAGCGAAGUACAAACUAGUCAACCACAUUCGAGUGCACACUGGCGAGAAGCCCUUCCCAUGUCCCUUCCCCGGCUGUGGAAAGAUCUUUGCCCGCUCCGAGAAUCUUAAGAUUCACAAGAGGACCCACACAGGUGAGAAACCUUUCAAAUGUGAAUUUGAAGGCUGUGACAGGCGCUUUGCCAACAGCAGCGACCGCAAGAAGCACAUGCAUGUGCACACCUCCGACAAGCCCUAUAUCUGCAAAGUGUGCGACAAGUCUUACACGCACCCGAGUUCUCUGCGCAAGCACAUGAAGUGUUGUCCUGCUUGGUAUCCUGGGCAGUCUCUAAUUCCUGAAGAAGAACUUGAUACUGACCUUGGUAUGCAGCAGCCAGCCCUCCAUAACACUACCUGUGCUAAAUGCAGGGUUAAUGCCCAACAUACUGUGCAAGAAAUGAUUUACUGAUGAGGUUUCAAAGAAAACCAGGUCAAUUAUUUGUGUUACCUUGAAAUGAUUAUUUUAAGAGUAGUAGCUUCUUCCUUAGGUAUAAAAAGACUAUUUUUUUCUUUUGGUGUAUUUCAAUCUGUGUUGAGCAAUUGUUUGUGAAAUGAAAAAGCAAAACAGCUCCUGCCCUGAAUUGUAAAUUGGAGGAUGGAGGUGCAGACUGCUGGUCUGUUUCAUUACCCAGUAUGUAUUACCUCAUGCAUUGUGUUGACCUUGUUGAAAAUCUCUUUCAAAUAUCUGCAUUCCACCUGUAGAACUAAAGUGUUUAAAAAUAGAAGUAUGGAUGCUUGUUUCAUUAAUUUUAUAUGUUUGUGUUCAAAAAGCAAUACACAGGAUUCCUACAACUGUUGUUUGACCUAAAUAAACUAUUUAAAUUA
Messenger RNA from Molossus molossus (Pallas's mastiff bat), 2320 nucleotides. RefSeq names its product Zic family member 3 (gene ZIC3). Gene Ontology annotation, biological process: central nervous system development; regulation of transcription by RNA polymerase II. Bases 540 to 1904 code for a protein of 454 amino acids. The record is from RefSeq and is a predicted model, not a curated record. Lineage: Eukaryota; Metazoa; Chordata; Mammalia; Chiroptera; Molossidae. The transcript has 3 exons. Gene Ontology annotation, cellular component: nucleus. Gene Ontology annotation, molecular function: DNA-binding transcription factor activity, RNA polymerase II-specific; RNA polymerase II cis-regulatory region sequence-specific DNA binding.